UCGUGCCCUCACCCUGCUCCGAAAGAAGUAUUGGUUUUCUGCUGUGGAUACCGGCGUAAGACACAGGAUAGUCAACAUGUCCAAGUCAGGAUCUCCUAAGGUGCCAGAACAGCAGCGGAAGCUCUUCGUUGGAGGUCUGAGCUUAGAAACAACAGAUAAGAGUCUGCGAAGCCAUUUUGCAAAAUGGGGAAAGGUCAUAGACUGUGUGGUAAUAAGAGAUCCCAACACCCAGCGGUCCAGAGGCUUUGGGUUUAUCACUUAUGCCACGAUGGAGGAGAUGGAUGAAGCCAUGAAGGCAAAACCACACAAGGUGGAUGGCAGAGUUGUGGAGCCAAAGAAGGCGGUGCCAAAGGAAGAGUAUCAAAGACCCAGUGCUCCCGCGACUGUGAAAAAGAUAUUCAUUGGUGGCAUCAGAGGAAACACUGAUGAACAUCACUUAAGGGAUUAUUUUCAGCAGUAUGGGGAAAUUCAAAGAAUUACAGUCAUGACUGAUCCAGGCACUGGCAGGAGGAGAGGCUUUGCUUUUGUCAGCUUUGACGACCAUGCUUCUGUAAACAAGAUUCUCGCUCAGCAACAACACAUUGUGAACGGCCACAAGUGCACAGUACGGAAAGCCCUACCUAAGCAAGGGCUGGCCGGUGCUCCCCCCAGCCAGAGGGGCGGGGCUGGUCCUGGAGAUGGUGCCGGUCGUCGUGGAGGUGGUUUUGGUAGGAAUGACAACUGUGGUCGUGGAGGACAGUUUAGUGGUCGAGUCUGACCACAAUUCUGAACAGAUUGCAAAACAAGAAAAUAAAGUGUUUUUGGAAGACUGCUUGUCUUUCUCGCUGUAUCCCUGAAGAGUCCAAUAAUCUACCUCUGGAGAGGUGACACCAGAAACCCUGGACUUAGGGGUGGUGUGGGGGAACCAAAGUUGUACCUUCUAAAAUUCCUAAAGAAUAAAG
Talpa occidentalis (Iberian mole) is the source of this 941-nucleotide messenger RNA. Its product is annotated as heterogeneous nuclear ribonucleoprotein A1-like. NCBI's taxonomy places the organism in Eukaryota, Metazoa, Chordata, Mammalia, Eulipotyphla, Talpidae. The record is from RefSeq and is a predicted model, not a curated record. Gene Ontology annotation, molecular function: RNA binding. The coding region runs from base 77 to 757 and encodes 226 amino acids. The transcript is spliced from 3 exons.